This is a messenger RNA of Varroa destructor (honeybee mite), 1621 nucleotides long. RefSeq names its product regulatory particle non-ATPase 11 (gene Rpn11). NCBI's taxonomy places the organism in Eukaryota, Metazoa, Arthropoda, Arachnida, Mesostigmata, Varroidae. The record is from RefSeq and is a predicted model, not a curated record. Gene Ontology annotation, molecular function: protein binding; metallopeptidase activity.
UAGCGCAACAAAUGUACAGUGUACGUCCAGACCCCCUGAGUUAUCUAGUCUGUAUAUUGUUUGUACUCUACGGACGGUUAUCAAGUUGUUUAUUGUUGUCCGGGCUGCGAGCCGCGAGCUAAAGCUGUCUGCAAGCCGGUUUUGCAGAAUCACUCACCCACUGUGAGAAACACAAAGUGUACGACGUACACUUUGUGGUUUCGGCUUGUUAUUCACAGGCAGGGUACGAGUGGGCAAUAGGACUGAAAGCUUAGGAUCGUUAGCGACGGUGUAUUAUUUUUAAUCCGUGUCUGAUUGUGUGUGUGCAAACUAGUUCCUUAGUGUAAGAAGUGCUUUUAGGCUAGUGAAAAAUUUGUCAUUAUGGAAAGAAUUUUGAGGUUUGGCGGAGGUCUGUCGGGACUUGGACAACCUCCUCCAAAUACAGAUGGUCCAGUGGUUGACACCGCUGAACAAGUGUAUAUUUCAUCGUUGGCCCUUCUCAAAAUGUUGAAGCAUGGUCGGGCCGGUGUGCCCAUGGAGGUUAUGGGUCUUAUGUUGGGCGAGUUUGUUGAUGACUAUACUGUUCGCGUCGAUGAUGUCUUCGCCAUGCCACAGUCAGGUACUGGCGUUUCCGUGGAAGCUGUCGAUCCCGUAUUUCAGGCAAAAAUGCUAGAUAUGCUGAAACAGACAGGUCGGCCAGAAAUGGUCGUCGGAUGGUAUCAUUCGCAUCCAGGGUUUGGUUGCUGGCUUUCCGGCGUCGACAUCAAUACACAACAGUCAUUCGAACAGUUAACGGAUCGCGCAGUUGCAGUUGUUAUUGAUCCGAUUCAAUCGGUCAAAGGAAAAGUAGUCAUUGACGCUUUCCGAUUGAUUCAGGCUAACAUGAUGGUGCUUAAUCAGGAGCCUCGACAAACCACGUCAAAUCUUGGACAUCUGAAUAAACCGUCGAUUCAGGCUCUCAUCCACGGCCUCAAUCGGCAUUACUAUUCAAUCUCAAUAAACUACAGGAAAAAUGAGCUAGAGCAAAAGAUGCUCCUAAACCUCAACAAAAAGUCCUGGGAAGAGGGGCUUAUCUUGCAAGAAUAUAAGGAACAUAGUGAACACAAUAAGGCAACUGUGGAUGAAAUGUUAAAGCUUGCCAAGGCGUAUCAUAAGGCGCUCGAAGAAGAGGAUAAAAUGACACCCGAACAGCUGGCUAUCAAGAAUGUGGGCAAGCAAGACCCAAAAAGACAUCUCGAAGAAAAGGUCAACGUUCUUAUGACCUCCAAUAUUGUCCAGUGUCUUGGAGCUAUGCUUGAUACGGUUGUAUUCAAGUAGAAGAGUGGCUAUGCAGCCAGGCUACGGUGCUAACUGGCCGUAGAAUGAAUACGACGGAUGUCAGAGCUCGGCUGAUAAGCAGAUGACAACACCUACAGCCGGGCUUGCGUCGUUUGACGGCAUCGGCGGUGUACAAAGUUUCCUUAAACUGAACAUGAGGAAUGCGUGUAAUUGCUUCGUCAAUUGUACUGAUUACGGAAAUUUAAAACCAGAUAAACAGGAACAUCAGAAGAGAACUGGAACUUAGUGUAAAGCAGAAUGCAGAUAUUGGAACGAAUGUAAUGGUAUAAAUAUAUGAUAAAGUGUAGUAAAGCGAGUGUUUCUU